CUACGUGACCUCAUUUGCGGUUGUACAGUCUCGGAUGUUCCUUCCAACAACAUCAGUCGGUAAUUUCAGAGCAUUUACGUGUCAUCCGAAUACUAAAGAUUCUAGAGAACGUGACAGCCGGAAGAAACGUGUACAUUUGCUCAUCUCGUUUACUCAAGUGUUUACGCGUACACACACGAGUUGCUUAACAACUAGAUACAAACAGAUAACACUGUUACAACUAUUGCAUCAUGAAAAACAUCUCUCUGGCAUAAACUCAUAGCGCCACCAAGUCCACGUGCUCUUGUGAGUUCACCAUUGCGCUUGCUUUGGAAGUUAAUUUGGUUGCAUGCGAAUUUUCAAUGAAUUCGAACGUCAGCAAGUGUAAUUUUAAUCACGACAGCAGUUCUUAAGAAAUAAGACUCUUCCAAUAAAAAUGAUUUGCAAGCAAAACAUGUUGACAUGAAUUUUAUUGCUUAAGCAAAUGUAGAAAUAAAUUAGUAAGAAAUUGGUGAAGAAAUUCAAAUAUUUAUGUUUACUCUGCAUUCAAUGAAUAUGUUGAAAAACUAACUGUAUCUGCAAAUGGUUGACUUCAAACUUGCCUAAUCCCAUUCAUAUGAUCUAAAAGUUCAUCUGAUAAAAUUCAUAUGGUAAUUUAAAUACAAUCAUUUUGUAUAAUUAUAACCUAGAUGUUAGAGAGAAAAAUUCUAGCAAUUAUAAAUUGCAGUUGUGUAAUUUACAAUUGGUCUUCUAUUCCUUUUAAACCCUAGGAUCGUGUACACGAGCUGGCUAACCUUGACAUUUCGUGCGACGCGUGCUCACGUUUAUUUUAGAAAGGUACAAGAGUAAAUAACGGAAUAAGCUUCAGGCAACACAUCACAAUAGAAAUUCAAUAGAGAUCUCGGGCGCACCCUUUCAAUUUCUUUUAACAUCGUUCUGAAUCACUGAAAUACUCGUCUCGUCAUUAAAUUCUCUUUUUCUUCAGUAAUACCAUACAUACAUAUUGUAUAUAUCAAUUUUAAAUUUAAUGAUAAAGAAUUUAAGAAUUAUUGAAAAAUUAAAACAUGGAUUACGAAGAAGAAAUAGUUCAGCCACGAAACCUUCUGCAUCUGAGGUUUUAACGAGCUACCUGAUACAAACAAAGGAGCCACCAUGGACAUCCUACUUCGUCAAGUACUUUGAUGUAGUAAAUGAUCAACGGGGCAUGUCUCAUUUCAAUUGGUCAGUUGGGAGCAGUAACUACCACGUACUUCGUACUGGAUGUUUUCCUUAUAUCAAAUAUCACUGUACUAAACGAGCAAAAGAGGACCUCAGUAUGGACGACAAAUUCUACAAGGCUAUCAAGAUAAUUAACCUUGGUAAACUGGUAUUCCCACUUUACUUUACGGACUUGCGGCCACUCAGUUAAUUCAUCACCACGAAGUUGUCAAAACUCCUCGAGGAGAAGUUACUAUUUAUUUCCUUCUUCCAGAAGAUAAAGGAUCGUUGCAUUAAAAA
Molecule: messenger RNA, 1476 nt
Organism: Chelonus insularis
Lineage: Eukaryota; Metazoa; Arthropoda; Insecta; Hymenoptera; Braconidae
Exons: 3
Coding region: 1007-1387 (126 amino acids)
Source: RefSeq, a predicted model, not a curated record